CAUAUCUCAAUUUACUUUGCAGGAACACCAGUGGAACAUUCUCAAGCAUGGGUCUAUCCACCCCAGCCUGGAUCACUGACAACACAACAAUGAAUGGAAGUUAUUACACUGAAAACUUACACUGUGUCACCAUGGACAAAAUCUUCAGUAUUCUUGCUGUCAUCAUUGCUGUGGUUGGGUUGGCAGGAAAUGCCAUAGUGCUGUGGAUUCAGGCCCUCCAUAUGAAAGAGAAUGAAUUCUCUGUAUAUAUCCUCAACCUUGCUGGGGCUGACAUCCUCUACCUUUGCUUUCAGACAAUGUAUUCCCUGGAGUAUAUCCUUCUUCAGUUCCAUAUCUCUCUCUUUGAUAUUCCCAUAUUUCUCAUCAAUGUAUUAAUCUUUGCUUACCUUGCAGGUUUAUGUAUGAUUGCAGCCAUCAGUGUUGAGCAUUGUCUGUCAGUUUUGUGGCCCAUCUUGUAUCAGCGCCAACGACCAAGAUACAUGUCAUCUGUCCUGUGCGCACUGCUCUGGGCCUUCUCUCUACUGUUGAGCCUCCUGUCAGGGGAUGGUUGUGGUUUACUACUUAGUUAUUAUGACCAUUCUUCCUGUAGGACUUAUAAUUUUAUCACUACUGCAUUUGUAAUACUAUUAUCUGUGGUUUCUUGUGGAUCCAGCCUGGCCCUGUUGGUCAGGAUCUUCUGUGGCUCACAGAGGAUUUCUGUGACCAGGUUGUAUGUGACAAUUGCACUCACAGUGCUGGUCUUACUACCCUUUGGUCUGCCCUUUGGUAUCUGUUGGUUCCUCUUAGACUGGAUUGCAGAGUUGCAUGGAGUUUUGCCUUGCAAUGCUUAUGCAAUAACAAGUUUCCUGUCCUGUGUUAACAGCUGUGCCAAGCCCAUCAUUUAUUUCCUUGUUGACUCCAUUAGGCCUUGCAGGUUCCAGAAGCAGACUCCAAAGAUUCAUAUGCAGAGAGUCAUGCAGGAUACUCCUGAGGAAGAAGGUAGAGAGAGGGCUUCUUCAGGAAAUCAUGAAGAGCAGGAAUCAGUCUGAUGUAGUAGUGGAGUAAGUCCUUGAUCAGACACAGUUUUUUAGAAUAUCACCUUGGACUUUAUUUGUGUGGGCCAUUUUUACAACCUUGCUCAAUUGAUUGAGAAAAUAGUCAUUUUCUAGAAAUUGGGUGAAAUGGGGCUUAUUAAACAGAAACUGACUGCACCACCAUAAAGCUGCCUUAUAUGGGCCCCACUGCAUCCCUAUGUGAUGUAAACUUUUUAAUCAAAUCACUUGAGGCCAGGACCCAACUAUAGACAGGCCAACUCCCACUAUAGA
Peromyscus eremicus (cactus mouse) is the source of this 1304-nucleotide messenger RNA. Its product is annotated as mas-related G-protein coupled receptor member B4-like. The transcript has a single exon. Gene Ontology annotation, biological process: G protein-coupled receptor signaling pathway. Gene Ontology annotation, molecular function: G protein-coupled receptor activity. NCBI's taxonomy places the organism in Eukaryota, Metazoa, Chordata, Mammalia, Rodentia, Cricetidae. Gene Ontology annotation, cellular component: membrane. The record is from RefSeq and is a predicted model, not a curated record. The coding region runs from base 48 to 1028 and encodes 326 amino acids.